This is a messenger RNA of Strongylocentrotus purpuratus (purple sea urchin), 1609 nucleotides long. Its product is annotated as ribonuclease H1-like. The transcript is spliced from 6 exons. The record is from RefSeq and is a predicted model, not a curated record. Gene Ontology annotation, biological process: DNA replication, removal of RNA primer. Gene Ontology annotation, molecular function: magnesium ion binding; RNA-DNA hybrid ribonuclease activity; nucleic acid binding. The coding region runs from base 83 to 964 and encodes 293 amino acids. Lineage: Eukaryota; Metazoa; Echinodermata; Echinoidea; Camarodonta; Strongylocentrotidae.
UUGUUUUGAUUGUCAGUCGGGAUCUAAUUUCGAGUAGUAAAUAUUUUAAAUUACAAUGAAUCAAGUAACCUAAUUAAUAUUCAUGAUCCGCAAGGUGCUUUCACUGACCUGCCUUCACGCUAAAAGCAUGGGACGUUUUUUCUAUGCCGUAGGAAGAGGCAAACAGACGGGAGUCUUUCCAACAUGGGGUGAGUGUGAACUUCAAGUCAAAGGGUUUCCUGGGGCCAAGUUCAAGAAAUUUGGGACGGAAGCGGAGGCUUGGGACUUUGUGGAAGCAACAAAUGACUGCAGCUCUGCACCAAAAUCAUGCAGCUCUGCACCAAAACCAUGGAGCUCUUUUCUGGCAAAAGGUGUCUCUUCAACUGCUUCUAGUUCCAAACGGUCUUACUCCGCUGCUCCUCUUAAGCGUUUGUAUUCAACAGACUCGGUAGACCCAUCACUUAAAAAGAAACGACGUACUGCAUCAGCCUCAACAGCACCAUCAACUUCUGGAUACUCUAGUGACAAUCUGGUAGUGUAUACAGAUGGAGCGUGCAGUCAUAAUGGAUUCAGUGGAGCAAAGGCAGGAUUAGGAGUUUACUGGGGUGAUAAUCAUCCGCUCAAUACCAGCGCUAGAUUAGAAGGAAAACAGACCAAUCAGAGAGCAGAGCUUACAGCAGCCUUGAGAGCACUAGAACAGAUCAAUGAACACCAUAAAAGAAGGAAAGUGACAUUAUACACAGACAGCAAAUACACAAUCAACUGUGUUACAGAUUGGAUUCACCGAUGGAAAAAGAAUGGCUGGAAGACGGCACAGAAGACUGAUGUCAUUAAUAAAGAAGAUCUGGUCAAAUUAGAUAAACUCAACAGAGAACUCGAUGUCAAAUGGGAAUAUGUCCCAGGUCACAAGAACGUGUAUGGAAACGAGAGAGCAGACAAACUGGCCAGAGAGGGCGCUGCACAACCCUUGCUGGGAAACUCAUGAUGAUAUAAGAUAACUCAAAAGAAAAUAUAUUUGAUGAUCAGGAUAUCUAAAGAUUAUUUAUUUUGCGUUACUGUUCUUUCAACUUAGUAGAGUAUUAAACAUGAAUUGUGAUGUAAUACUCAAAAGAGAGGUUUGAAAUGCAGUAUUUGAGUUGAAGAAAUGAAUCCUAAGAGGAAAAUGUGUCAAGACUUUAUUUUCAAUGAAAGUUAGUUUUUAUAACAAUUUCACUACCAAGAAGCAUGAAAAAUGGGCUUUACUUCGAGAAAAAAAUCCGCAAAAAUGACCCUUUAAAAUGGGUAGGGGUUUUGAGGCUUCAGCACCUCCGAGCUGUGAAUGUAAAUCUCUAUGUUUAUACACAGUUCAUGCAUUCUGCUCAUUGCUUUUGUCUUUACAAACGAUUUUGGUGACGUGGUUUUCAUUUAGAUUAAUAAAAGCCAGUAAAACAUCAACAUCAAAAGCAGCUAAGAGAGCCCUGUAAAUUCCUUGACCAGUUUGAUGAACUGAAACUUGCCUUAAUUUGCCAUUUUGUUAGCUCUUCUUUUCUUUUCUUUUUCUCGACAGCAAAACAACAUUUUAAUGAGAAGAGUUUUGAGCAUCAUUAUUCACUUGACAUACGUAGAUAUAUUAAAUAAACUGGAAAAAAAA